AUGGCUGUAGCAGAUAAAAGACUUGAGAACUUGCAAAUCUAUAAAGUUCUUCAGUGUGUUCGGAACAAAGACAAGAAACAGAUAGAGAAGUUGACCAAGUUUGGAUACCCUCAACUCAUUAAUUUCACGGAGCCCAUCAAUGGACAGAGUGCUCUACACUUGGCCUGCGUUUCCAAUGAUAUUGAUAUGGUUACCUUUCUCCUUAGCCUUGGGGCCCACCCUGAUGUGCAAGACCGGAUGGGCUUUACUCCAACAAUGAGGGCUGCAGAACUGGGUCAUGAAUUGUCAUUGGAAAUAUUAGCAAAGGCAAAUGCUGAUAUGACUAUAGUUGAUAAUGAAGGAAAAGGUAUUUUGUUCUAUUGCAUUUUACCUACUAAGCGGCAUUAUCGAUGUGCACUGAUUGCCCUGGAGAAUGGCGCAGAUGUCAACAAUUCUUCCUAUGAAGGAAAGCCAGUAUUCUUUAGAGCCUGCGAAGAAGCACAUGAUGUCAAAGCUCUGUGCCUGAAAUUUUUGGAAAAAGGAGCCAAUCCAAAUUCUACGUACCCAGUCACAGGUCGCACAGCAUUAAUGGAAGCAUCUCGAGAAGGAGUGACAGAAUUAGUUCGAGGAAUUUUGGAAAGAGGAGGGGAAGUGAACACGUUUGAUUUUAACAGAUAUCAUGCUGCACAUUUUGCUGCCAAAGGAGGCCAUUUUGAUAUUUUGAGACUUCUUUUUGCAUACAAUGCAGACCUGGGGUUGAUUGCAAUGGAUGGGAACACACCACUUCAUCAUGCUGCCAUGGGUGGUUUUGCAGAUUGCUGUAGAUAUAUAGCCCAGCGAGGAUGUGACCUGAAAUGGAAAAAUUUAGAACAUAAAACGCCCAGAAUUCUUGCUAAGGAUGGUGGCUUCAAGGCAGCAAGCAAAGAAAUACGUCGAGCAGAGAUAAUAGCUAAUAAACUGGCCAAGCCUGGAGUCAAAAAUCUGAAUCCUAUUUGGGCCCUUCGACUACAUGACUGGUCAGUAGAGCAUGAGUCUUUCCUUCGGGAAGCCUUUGCCUUUGUGGAUCGGGGCGAUGGAACAGUAAGCAAGGAAGAUUUUGUGCUGACUCUGGAGGAGAGGCAAGACUUUGUCACCUCAGAACAGCUGGGUACCAUAGCUCAGCUUCAUGAGAAAACCCGAGGAGGUGGGGUGAACAUCGAUGAAUUCUUCAAAGGAACCAGUUACUUAGGCAAGACUUACGUCUUGAGCUCCUUUGGGCCUAAGAAAAAGAAAAGGGGGGCAGGGAAAAAGGGAAAGCAAGGCCGGUUUGUUAUGCCGCUGCCAAUCUGCGUCAUCCCUGAUGAGGUAUUCCCGCACCGAGAUGGUGGCCCUCCUUACUACCUGAUUGAGACCUACAGGAACAUAACGGACUGUAAUCGGUUCAACCGAGAUCAUCCACCAGAACACCCCAUUCAGGAUGACUCUGCAUGGUACAUUGAUGAGCCCACGCUGGAAUAUUCAAACAUCAAUUAUAUCACCAGGGCCGGAGACCUGGUUUCUCUGAAAAAAGCAUUUGAAAAAGGAAUCCCGGUGGAUAUGAAGGACAAUUAUUACAAAACUCCACUCAUGACUGCAUGUGCAAAUGGAAAUAUAGAAGCUGUCAAAUUUCUUCUUGAAAGGGGGGCCGACGUCAAUGCAACAGAUAAUUUUCUGUGGACUCCACUUCAUUUUGCUUGCCAUGCGGGCCAACAGGACAUUGUUGAGCUUCUUGUUAAGUCUGGAGCUGUAGUAGAUGCACUUUCAAUCAACAAUUCAACUCCUUUAAGUAGAGCCAUUGAGAGCUGUAGACUGGAUACUGUGAAAUACCUCCUUGACAUUGGUGCUAAGUUCCAGUUGGAAAAUAGAAAAGGACACAAUGCCAUGGAUGUUGCUAAGGCAUAUGCUGACUUUAGAAUAAUUGGUUUGAUUAAAGAAAAGAUGGAUAGUAUGCCCAAACCAGCAGAAAAUCAAAAACCGAAAGGCAAGCCUCCUCCUAAAGUGAAGGUGGAAGGUCUUGAAGUUAAAGAAGAGGUAAGAAAAGCACCAUUAAUGUAUUCUAUUCCAGCAACAAUACAUGAAAAGAAGAUGCAGAAAGAUAAUGUUGUUCAUCUUAAUUCAUUGAUUACCAGUGGUUAUACCAAGAAAGUAGAUAUCACGUUUAUUCCCCGAAGAAUCUGGAGUCCUGAAGCUACAACAGCAGAACUGAUUGAGAAGAGGGAAACGCAGAGGGAGAGAUUCACCUCUGAGGUAGACUUUGAUGACUUCUUGAUGCCAUUCCAGAAAAACAUCAAAGAGAAAGCAGAAGCAAUGGAGAGCAUUCUU
Messenger RNA from Suncus etruscus (white-toothed pygmy shrew), 2319 nucleotides. RefSeq names its product ankyrin repeat and EF-hand domain containing 1 (gene ANKEF1). The transcript has 10 exons. Lineage: Eukaryota; Metazoa; Chordata; Mammalia; Eulipotyphla; Soricidae. The record is from RefSeq and is a predicted model, not a curated record. The annotation marks the transcript as partial. Gene Ontology annotation, molecular function: protein binding.